AUGCCACGACGUCGCGGUGAAUAUACACUUACUAAAUCAACAUCAUUUAAUAUUUUUCCCACUGCUAAUUCAUCAUCUGAUAAAUUAUUUUAUUCGGCUAAAAAAACCGCUAAUCAUGGCAAAUAUAUGGCUAAAAUAUGCCUAAAUAUGACAAUUGCGCCUAAUGAUACAUAUGAUGACAAAUAUGAUUCAUUAUCUAUUAAUAAAUCAUGUCAACAACAACAACAACAACAACAACAACAACAACAACAACAACAACAAAAGGAAAAAAUCAAAAAUGGCAAUAAUCGUCAAGAAUUAUUUCAAUCUUUUUCUCAAGAUUUUUCCACUAAUCAUACCGUAUCACAUGAAAAUCAUUUAUAUAAUCGGAAUAGAUAUCAAUUACGUACAACUAGUCAUGAUUCAUUAUUUCGAAAUUCAUUAAAAUAUUCGAUUGAAAAAACAAAAUUGCAACAUACUACAAGUCAAAAAUAUGAUGAAAAAUGUAAAGAAGAAAAAUCCGGCAAGGAAGUUUCAUUGAUGAAUGUGCUACCGGAUAUGUUAAUGGAACGAAAAAAUGAUUUAUCCGGAAAAAAUUCCUGGCGAAAAAUACGAAAA
Loa loa (African eye worm) is the source of this 597-nucleotide messenger RNA. RefSeq lists its product as hypothetical. Lineage: Eukaryota; Metazoa; Nematoda; Chromadorea; Rhabditida; Onchocercidae. The annotation marks the transcript as partial. The transcript has a single exon. The record is from RefSeq and is a predicted model, not a curated record.